AUGACAAGUGUACAACCUCGUGAGGCAUCGACUGGAGAUAGCAAGGUAAAUCAGAAACUUCUUGAGGACUAUUUCGCUAACAAGAAUCUCAGAUCUUUCAUUAAAAAAGCACACAAGCUUGUCAAAGGCGAGAUAAGUGAUGAAGAAAUUGAUUUGGAAAUUGGACCGCAGCAUUCAUCAGUCAAUGGAAUAAUAGAUGGUUUUAGUAAAAUAUUGUUAGAAAAUGAAAAAAUUGGUCGUGCGGACGUGGAUUUACAAAUUCAUCUCACGAAUGUCAAAGACAGAUCACGCUGUAAAAAUACCGAUUGUCGCGGUAUGGAUGAACGCGGUGGGCGAAUUUUACGUCGGUGA
Molecule: messenger RNA, 351 nt
Organism: Thelazia callipaeda (thelaziosis nematode)
Lineage: Eukaryota; Metazoa; Nematoda; Chromadorea; Rhabditida; Thelaziidae
Source: the annotation of a GenBank genome assembly